AUGAACGUCGGUACCCAUGUUAGUGAUGAUUGUGUAACAGAAUUCAAUAAACUCAAAUUGGGAAAGUAAUAUAGAUAUUUGACCUUUAAAUUAAACACCGAUACUAAUGAAAUUGUUGUCGAACACGUUGGUGCAAGGGAAAGUACUUAUGCUGAGUUUGUCGGUCAUCUACAAAAUGAAUCAAGAUAUGCUGUUUAUGAUUAUCAUGCCUAAACUGAUGAUGUUCCACCAAGACAAGUUGAGAAAUUAGUCUUCAUCUUCUGGUCUCCAGAUGCUAAUUAACCUGUUAAAUAAAAGAUGUCAUAUGCUGCAGGAAAGGAGGCCUUGAAGAAGAAAUUGAAUGGUUUAUCUAAAGAAAUCUAAGCUAAUGAUCCAAGUGAAGUAGAAGAAGCAGAAAUGCGUAAAUUGGUAUUGAAUUGAGAAUCAAUAAACAUUAAAUAUAUUUAAUAUUGUAUUCAACUUGACCACUCUCUA
Messenger RNA from Paramecium tetraurelia, 474 nucleotides. RefSeq lists its product as uncharacterized. The transcript is spliced from 3 exons. Gene Ontology annotation, molecular function: actin filament binding. The record is from RefSeq and is a predicted model, not a curated record. Gene Ontology annotation, biological process: actin filament depolymerization; cell motility. Gene Ontology annotation, cellular component: cytoplasm; actin cytoskeleton. Lineage: Eukaryota; Ciliophora; Oligohymenophorea; Peniculida; Parameciidae.